ACUAUCUUGGUAUUGUUAAUAAGCUUCGGCGGUAUUCAAAAAGUCCAUCUGUACGUUAUUUCCAACCCCCAUCAGUGGACGAUACCCUAGGAGCGUUGCCUACGUGUUACACACCUGAAGGCGCUCUGUGCUUGUGGUUGCUCAACAAAUUAAGAGGCUCAUAGCCUAUCAGAGGUAUGUUUUCAUAUUUUGCCAAUAACCAUAUUCACUAAGUCAAGCCUUCCCAACCGAGUUAUCCAACUUUGUUACGCAGAUAAGUGACAGGAAAACCAUCGUUUUUAGACCCAUAAUUGUUUAUGUCAGCUAAAACAAUCCUGCUGUAGUUAUCUGUAAUACGAAUAGCGCGAUGAAUAGACUCCAACGAUUUUUGGAUGAAAAUGUAGAAGCUAUAAGAGUAAGACCAGAUUCUUGUUCUAAAUAAUCCAGUUAUUACCUACAACGUUCUUCGUAAUUGGAGUAUAUCUUCUCGGGAGGCAUUUUUAUAUCGUAAAUAAAGCUGGUUCAUGCGUAUAUUCAUUCAGUUUACUAAGUUUAACUCCAUCCACUCGAUUCCAUCUGUUGUAUACAGUCGCCAGAUACAUCUAAAAGGUUUAGUUAAAUCUAUAAGUCCUACGGGUGAAUUGGAGAUCUUACAUGUGCCUAAGGUUAAACUGCCUUUCCGAGUCCCUUAUGGUACGUUGUUUUUAAGAAAAUUACAUUAUAGGUAAUGCCAUGAAGAUUUGUAUUCCUGUGCAGCAUUCCGGUCAAAGUAUACAAUGGUUGAAGCAAAAUAUACACCCAGGUGAACGUGUCGUUUUCAUCCCUGUAAAACCAAUUUUCGAGAAUGCAGAACUGCUGGCUAUAAUAUACAAACGAUGCUAUUUUUUAAAAAAAGAUAUAUCUUACCACCUAUUAGUCAAUGGAAUAACCAACCACAAAAGCUUCAGUGAUUUGCCAGAUAACUUUCGCAAUAAGUACUCCUCGGCUAUAUCGAAAGCAAUUCGAAUGAAACGGGGUAUUUGGCAAGAAGACUAUAAAGUGUGGAAAUCUUGUAAAUUAUUUUUCCAAAAGAUAAAACAACUCGUGAACUUGUAAAACUGACGAUUUAGUCUUGUUAAUAUACAGUUUCUAUUUUACUUUUCUAAUUAUGGUGUAACAUGUUGAACAGUGUGA
This is a messenger RNA of Schistosoma bovis, 1152 nucleotides long. NCBI's taxonomy places the organism in Eukaryota, Metazoa, Platyhelminthes, Trematoda, Strigeidida, Schistosomatidae. The record is from the annotation of a GenBank genome assembly.